ACAGCUUUAUUUAUCAACUAAUCAGAGCAACACACACUCACAGCAUACAGAAUGACAUCCCACAGCAGGAGCCUUUCUGUGUGUCCCAAUUCUUGAUUAACAGUGAGUCCGUCUAUUAAUCUAUUAAUUAAUCUAUUAAUACAUGUGUGGCCAACUCUUCUCUCAGAUAUAAAUUGCCUUUAUUACAGACUUCACCUAUCUUUUCUGCUGAGUUCAUUUAUCUUACCAAUUUGUAGAACUAGACAAGAGUCUAUGGUGUGCUGUGUAUGCCGUGUACAUUUUUGGCCUGUAUCUUCAUUUUCAUGGCGUGCCUAGGAUAUAUGAUCUGUCACUGCAGCCCUGGUUCGGGAUGGAGGACACAUCUGAGGGAGAAGGCAGCCAAGAUGAAAACAGAUAAAGAUGAGCAGUGGACACAGGGAUUCUGCCCUCCAUCUGUCUACAGGGUCAAAGUCAUGGUGAGGCAGUGGUCAAAGUGAAGACAAAAGGUUUGUCCCUUGCUCAUGGGUGACCCUGGACACUGUCUAAGCUCUCAGAGGCUCUGUUUCUUCUUCAGAAAGGGGGAAAUAAUGAGAAUCACUUCACAGAUAAUGAUUCUGUGGAACCAGCUUCCUUUGUGAUUUGCACUUAAUCUUUAAACAGUGGCCACUCACUGUGUGACUCCGAUGGAAUCAUCUACAUAGGCACCGUUGAUGUGAGCUGAUUUGGAGAGACUGUGAGGGUAUAACGAUGUCAUUUUAACACAUUAUCCACUUCUCAGAAUGGGCCAACAGUUGCCCUCAAGAACUCUCCUGAGUUUGGAAUCUGGAAUGUUCUGGAGAGCUGAGGGCCUCCUGGUCCAUGAUAUGCAAAUGAGGACACAGGGGUUGGGCGAGGGUAUUAGUACAAAGUCCCGAGGACAGCCACAGUGAGCUACUACAGAGGGUGAAGAGUAUUCUCCUUAACAUGGCUGCGGGAAAAAAGGAACUUUUGAUGUUGGAAAACUUCAUAGGUGGACAGUUUUUACCCUGUAACUCAUAUAUAGAUUCGUACGAUCCGUCAACAGGAGAAGUCUAUUGCAAAGUACCAAAUAGUGGAAAAGAAGAGAUUGAAGCUGCGGUGGAGGCCGCCAGAGAGGCCUUCCCUGCCUGGUCGUCCCGGAGCCCCCAGGAACGUUCUCUGGUCCUGAACCGACUGGCUGAUUUGGUGGAGCAGUCCCUGGAGGAGUUAGCCCAGGCUGAAUCUAAAGACCAAGGGAAAACCCUCACACUGGCCAGGACCAUGGACAUUCCUCGGGCUGCUCAGAACUUCCGGUUCUUUGCUUCCUCCAUCCUGCACCACGUGACGGAGUGCACACAAAUGGACCACCUGAGCUGCAUGCACUACACGGUUCGCACCCCCGUGGGAAUUGCUGGUUUGAUCAGCCCUUGGAAUUUGCCACUUUACCUGCUGACCUGGAAGAUCGCUCCGGCCAUCGCUGCUGGGAAUACUGUGAUAGCCAAGCCCAGCGAACUGACGUCUGUGACUGCGUGGAUGUUGUGUAAACUCUUGGAUAAAGCAGGUGUUCCACCAGGUGUGAUCAACAUUGUGUUUGGAACCGGGCCCAGGGUUGGUGAGGCCCUGGUGUCCCACCCAGAGGUACCCCUGAUUUCCUUCACUGGGAGCCAGCCCACAGCUGAGCGGAUUACCCAGCUAAGUGCCCCCCACUGCAAGAAGCUCUCCCUGGAGCUGGGAGGCAAGAAUCCUGCCAUCAUCUUUGAGGAUGCCAAUCUGGAGGAGUGUAUCCCAGCAACCGUUAGGUCCAGCUUUGCUAACCAGGGGGAGAUCUGCCUCUGUACCAGCAGGAUCUUUGUCCAGAGGAGCAUCUAUAGUGAAUUUCUCAAGAAGUUUGUAGAAGCUUCCAGGAAGUGGAAAGUUGGAAUACCUUCUGACCCGUCAGCCAACAUGGGUGCUUUGAUAAGUAAAGCACAUUUGGAGAAAGUCAGAAGUUAUGUAAUGAAAGCUCGUGCUGAGGGGGCCCAGAUUCUGUGUGGUGAGGGUGUGGAUCAGCUGAGUCUUCCCCUCAGGAACCAGGCGGGCUACUUCAUGCUUCCCACGGUGAUAACGGAUAUUAAGGAUGAGUCCUGCUGCAUGAAGGAAGAGAUAUUUGGUCCCGUGACGUGUGUGGUCCCUUUUGACAGCGAAGAGGAAGUGAUUAAAAGAGCUAACAGUGUUAAGUAUGGGCUGGCAGCCACAGUAUGGUCAAACAAUGUGGGGCGCACCCACAGGGUGGCUAAGAAGCUCCAGUCGGGUUUGGUCUGGACCAAUUGCUGGCUCAUCAGGGAGCUGAACCUGCCCUUCGGAGGGAUGAAGAGCUCUGGAAUCGGAAGAGAAGGAGCCAAGGACUCAUACGACUUCUUCACCGAAAUAAAAACCAUCACUGUUAAGCACUGAUUUUCCUCUGUGGAGAAGCUGCUGUGGCCGAUGCCUGACCGCAGAGAAUCAUGGGUGCGCUGCUGUGAACAGAAAUCCCAGUCUGGACUUGCCAGGAGACUAGCUCUUGCUGACCUUCACUAGUUGGUAUUUUUACCAGCUUGUGAAAAAGAAAAUGCAGUUUUUAAUGUGGAAUGAGAAGAAGACGUCUAAAGAGGAGACACAGCAAAGCCAAGCCGCCAACAGUCUCCCUGACCCUCAUGUCACGCCUUCAGAGAUGUCAUCGUUUGGUUGAAUUCUUGAAAAGCUGCCCAAAUCACAUAGUUUCAUUUACAAAUAUAUGGCAAAAACAAAGGCCUAUGGAGAUAGAGAGAGGACCAGGGAGUUGGCUCAGUGGGUAAAGGGCUUGCUGUAUAAACAUGAGUAUCUGAGUUCAGAUCCCCAGCAGGGUAAAAGCCUGACAUGGUAGCACACACCACACACAUGUGUACACGUACACACACACACACACACACACACCACCACCACCACCACCACCACCAUCACCUUCAACAACAACAAACUUGAAGAGAAUCAGCCCGCCAUCAUUUUCUACCUUGGAGAAGCUGUGGAGAUGGUCUCCCUCAACCCCUAGCCACUAGCAAACUGAUUGACGAUUGGCUGACCCCAUUAAUAUCAGGAAGUGAUGGUGUCACACAUGAUAGGUCUUACUACAUACAUCUGAUAAGGGCUGGGGGCAUGGCUCAGAGGUUAAGAGCACUGCCUGUUCUUCCAGAGGUCCUGAGUUCAAUUCUCAGCAACCACAUGGUGGCUCACAACUACCUGUAAUGAGAUCGGGUGCCCUCUUCUGGCCUGCAGGCAUGCAUGCAGACAGAAUACUGUAUACAUAAUAAAUAAAUAAACAUUUAAAAAAAUACGUCUGAUAAGAAUAAAGGAAAACAAAGCAAUGAUUUCUUUUUAGAGGAAACGUGGGACACAAAAGAUAGUUUGAUCCAUUUUCACUGUCAAGUCCAACCAACUCUAAUUCUUCAA
This is a messenger RNA of Peromyscus eremicus (cactus mouse), 3420 nucleotides long. RefSeq names its product aldehyde dehydrogenase 8 family member A1 (gene Aldh8a1). The record is from RefSeq and is a predicted model, not a curated record. The transcript has 7 exons. Lineage: Eukaryota; Metazoa; Chordata; Mammalia; Rodentia; Cricetidae. Gene Ontology annotation, biological process: retinoic acid metabolic process. Gene Ontology annotation, molecular function: retinal dehydrogenase (NAD+) activity. The coding region runs from base 943 to 2409 and encodes 488 amino acids.